Lampris incognitus (smalleye Pacific opah) is the source of this 3427-nucleotide messenger RNA. RefSeq names its product VPS54 subunit of GARP complex (gene vps54). Gene Ontology annotation, biological process: retrograde transport, endosome to Golgi; Golgi to vacuole transport. Bases 132 to 3104 code for a protein of 990 amino acids. Gene Ontology annotation, molecular function: syntaxin binding. Gene Ontology annotation, cellular component: GARP complex. The transcript is spliced from 23 exons. Lineage: Eukaryota; Metazoa; Chordata; Actinopteri; Lampriformes; Lampridae. The record is from RefSeq and is a predicted model, not a curated record.
GGUCGAUGUACCGGCCGUUGGGGGUGAUGUUGUUCUCCCGGUGUGUGCCGUGUUUCUGUGACGAUGACGAGAAUAACUAGACGCUGUGCUCCGGACAACAGCUAGCCUACUGGCAGGGGAGUCCCAAUGCCAUGGCCUCUAGCCACGGUACGUCCCCAGCACUUCGCCCCAGCGGUGAAGGCAGGGAUGGAGUCUACCGCAAAGAUCGGGAACCCUCCUACCCCCACUGCAAGCCUCCACGCUCCCUACCUGACGUCUGUCCUAAGGAGCCCACCGGUGAGGGGCGGGGCCUGUGCGAAGGCCCAUCUGUUGUGGCGGAACACGACAGGUGGACAGUGUACAGUUCGAAAGUCAACCUCCCCGCCGCAUUGAACGACCCGCGGCUCGCCAAGCGGGAGUCAGACUUUUUCACCAAAACAUGGGGCCUGGACUUUGCUGAGACAGAGGUCAUGCCCUCUUUCUACCUCCCCAACAUCACCAGAGAACACUUUAUCUCCUACCUUCAGGAGACGGCUCAGAGGGAAAAAAUCCAUGAACGCUGCAAAAGAAUUUGUCCCAACAAAGACGAUGUGGAUGCAAUCUCCAGUAUUGCCUCAAACCAUGACACAUCCAGAGCAGAGCUGGAACAGGUUCCAAAGAUCUUCAUGAAGCCUGACUUCGCGCUGGAGGAUCCGGCCACCUUCAACACCGUCCUGCCCUGGUCCCACUUCAACAGCGCUGGGGGAAAGAGCAGCAGAGACAUGGCUUCAUCCAGGUUACUGCAGGAGAAGUUAAGUCAUUACCUGGAUGUGGUGGAGGUUAGCAUAGCACGGCAGAUCUCCCUGCGCUCUGAGGCUUUCUUCCAUGCUAUGUCCUCCCAGCACGAGCUCCAGGACCGUCUCCGCGAGACGCAGCAGGCCGUGAAUGUCCUUAGGGAACGGACAGCCACCAUGGAUCGGGUCAUGUGCCAGGGACCUCUGAGGGCCCUGCACACAGCCGUGACACGUAGCAACUGCAUCAAGCUGCACAACAAGUUGAAACUGAUGGCGACUGUGCAGCAGACGCAGCCAACGGUGCAGCUGCUCCUCUCCACCUCCGAGUUUGUGGGCGCGCUGGAGCUCAUCGCCACCACCAAGGAGGUGCUGCAGCAGGAGCUGCAAGGAGUCCACAGCUUUAGACAUUUGGGCUCCCAGCUGUGUGAGCUGGAGAAGUUGAUUGACAAGAUGAUGACAGAAGAUUUUAGCAUCUACUCCAAGAGCGAUCUAAACCGCAGCCUAAGGGAAGAGCCCCAGGUGCUUGAGAAGGAGCGUCUUGAGUCACUGGUCUUUGGCCUGCUGAGGCAGCGGAAGCUGGACUUUCUUGAUAUUUACAAUGAGGAGAUGAUUGCGGCUGCGAAGGGAAUCGUCACCCAGUGCGUGGUGGAAAGCGUGUCAUAUAUAGAGGAGAUUGACGCCGAAGUCGUCACUAAGCUAGCUGACCAGAUGCGUCUGAUGACGUUCCCUCAAUGGUUUGAGCUGCUGAAGAACGUCUUUGGGAGCUUCCUUCUCUUCCUGCAGAGGAUCAAGGUCACUCUAACGGUUGUCAAGAAUGUUGUUCUGAAGGUUCUCGACUCUAACCAGACGAACCGACUCCUAGAAGAGUCAGCUUUGGGUACAGGGGCCCAGACCUCAGCUUUUGGAUCCCAACUGGAGCAGGGGGAGACUGAACUAGCCUACCUCACCCAUGAAGGGCUGUUCAUCAGCGAUGUUCUGAAUAAAGUCCAGCAGCAACAGGUGGUGGAGGCCGAGGCUCCAGAGGAGAACUUUGCAGUGGGACCCAAAACCCAGCAGAGUCUGGGGGAAUUUGGAGGCAACGACUCUGCCUCAGGAAUCACAGAGUGCUCCUCCAGCAGGGAGCUGGGCCUCCAGACAGCAGGUGGCACCACAUUCAUGUCCUCUGAGGACAUGAUGCCCACAGAGCUUGAGCUAAAUCGCGUGGUUAACAACACCAAGGAAUUGCUCCACACUGCCUCUGACAUUAGCCAUGACCGCUGUGUCAAAGUCCUCAUAGCCAGAGCCAAGGAUGGUUCUCUGGAGCGUUUGAGCUCAGCAGAGUUUGUUCGUCUGUCCCAGGCAGUGGAAGGCUUCGUCAAGGACACAGAGGAGCUAUGCUGCAGACGCAGUGUCUCCCUCAGGGGGGCACUGCAGAGCCAGGCCAACCGGUUCGUCCACCGUUUCCAUGAGGAGCGUAAAACCAAGCUGAGCCUCCUGUUGGAUAAUGAGCGCUGGAAACAGGCAGAGGUACCUGCUGAAUUCCAGGAUCUAGUCAACUCCAUCGCCAAUGGAAGAAUAUCACUACCAGAGCGUAAACCUCCAGGUUCAGAGGUCCGAGCACCCAGUGACUACCUCCUGGUGGAUGGACAAAGAUACGCCGUAGUAGGGACGGUUCUGAUUCUAAUUCGGAUUUUCCUAGAGUACUGUCAGUGUGUCAACGACAUCCCAUCCAUCACUACAGACAUGCUUACCCGCUUGUCUGACCUACUCAAGCACUUCAAUUCGCGCAGCUGCCAGCUGGUCCUGGGAGCCGGGGCUCUGCAAGUUGUUGGCCUCAAAACCAUCACCACCAAAAACCUCGCAUUAGCAUCUCGGUGUCUUCAGCUGGUGGUUCAUUACAUUCCAAUCAUCAGAGCCCACUUUGAGACGAAGCUCCAACCAAAACAGUUCAGUGUCCUCAGGCACUUUGACCACAUCACCAAGGACUACAAUGAUCACGUAGCGGAGAUCUCUGCUAAGCUGGUGGCCAUUAUGGACAGUCUGUUUGAGAAAGUUUUAUCAAAGUAUGAAGUGAAGGCCCCCAUGCCCUCAACCUGUUUCCGGAACGUGUGUAAACAGAUGGCUAAAAUGCAUGAGGCUAUCUACGAGCUUCUACCAGAGGAGCAAACCCAGAUGUUGUUCCUGAGAAUCAACACCAGUUUUAAAAUGCACCUGAAGAGGCAGCUGGCUCGUCUGGGCGUGAUCAACGAUGGAGGGCCUCAACAUGGGCUGGUGAUGGUGGACAUUGCCUUCUACACAGAGAACAUGCAGGCCCUCGGCACCCUGGAGAGACUGGACCUGAAUAUGGCUGAGAUCUGGGAGCAGAAAAGGUGAUGGAGGUAGACCAGACUCUCCACCCACCGCACGUGAUGCUGCGUCCCAAAGUCAACGUGGAGGACCACCGACAUUCAGAGGAGCAGGCCAGCACCACCCGGCUACCCAGACCAGGACAGGACGGCGGAGCUACCUCAGUAAACCCUGACAUCAGAGGGUUGCCGCCCGAGGGAGAGACUGAUGGAGAGAAAGAGAGAGACACCGAAUAGGGACCAACUAUCCCCAGGAAAUGUGCAGAAACGUGGGUCUUUUCUCCAACAGCUCCAUCUGACAGACUUUUCAGGAAGCAUCCCAGUGCGUCCCGGUGAAACUGCUGAUACCUC